ACUCACUCACUCACUCACAUGGACCUUGGGCCCCUACCCUACGUCUUUUUCUACGGCGUUAUUCCAAACAAACCAAAUCCAGGAUACACACUCACUCACUCUCACUCUCCUUCUCCUUCUUUCUCUCUAACAAUCAAUUCCUAUUUCUAUUCUGUCUUUUAUAUCUAUCUCUCAUAGCUCUUCUUCUCAUUUUCUCUCUUUCUUCUUUUGACUUUCUCGUUUCUUUCGUUGACUUUUACUCUCUCUUCCAAAUGCACAACCAAGAUCAAACAAUAUCUCACGCUCCAGGGCACGAAAAUCAUGGAGUUUAUGUGUGUAACAAAUGUGGAUGGCCAUUCCCAAAUCCACAUCCUAGUGCUAAACACAGACGUUCUCACAAGAAGAUCUGUGGAACCAUUCAUGGUUACAAACACCAACAAACAACACCAGGUUUGGUUGUGUCUGGUUCAAAUAAUGAGAACCAUGGAAUUGAAGGGAAAUUAAUUAGGUCAGAAAGUGAGGUCUAUUCAGAUGCAGCUACUGAUUUUUCAGAUAAUGGAUUAAGUCCAGGAGUUAAGCCUAUUUUGCAACAAGGAGAUAAUUUGGAUUCUGGCAUUGAUUUGGAAAGAGUCAACAAUACAAAGGAACAUACCCUUUUAGGGUCUUCCGAGGACAAUGACUUUAAUGCUGCAGAUGAGAGUCUAUCGAUUGCCAACUCAAGCAAUGACUGCCAAAUUCAAAAUCCAAAAAUCCCACCAUCUGAAAGUUUUGAAGUUGGAAAUACAGUUGGGUCGCAAGGUCAAUUUUCAGUCUCUACUGUGGAUUCAUUAACAAGCUCAAUUGCAGAUUCGAAGACUGAAGGAUCGAGUAUUGUGCAUGGUGAUGGUUUUUCUGGUUUGUCAAGUGACUCAAGUCUCAGCAAAGCUGAAGCUGUGCCCGAAGUAUUGUCAGAAAAAAAUAUCUAUGCUGUUGAAAAUGUGACAGAUUCUAGUUUGAUAUGUGAUGAAAAGGAGUCUAAUUUGAAACGAAGCAAUGAGGUAAAAUCAGAAAGAGACAUGGUUGAAAUUGUGGAGUCAACCGAUAGCAUUGUAAAUGAUGGAGCUGUUAAUCCAAUGGAAAAUAAGGGAUCCGAGUUUGUUUCUUUGCUGCCCCAAAAUGAACUUCCUCAAGAAAUAAACUCGUCUAUAAUCACAAACGAUACUCAGUUAGAAUCUGCACAUGCAAUACAGUCUACUACUUGCAGUGAUGUCAAGGUUUCACAGGAAAAGGAAGACAUGAAUGUUAAUAUUGAUCCACUUCCUGUGCAUGAUGAUAAACUUGAUGUAGCCUAUUCUCAGAGUGAGUCAUUGAAACCCGAGGAAGAUGUUACCAAUGGAAAUGAUUUUCAUUUCAACACAAGCCAACUGAGUGAAAGGAGUCAUGUCAUUUCUUCAGAUGUGCGAAUUUUGGAUGGUAAAAUGAAGGCGGAUUCUGAAGAUUGCUCUGAAGUUUCGUUGGUUGAGCUCACAACCGAAACUUAUCAAAGAUCGCAUGAAAUUGGAGUGUCUAUGAAACCUGAGGUGAAUGAGAAUCAUUUUUCUGAAGAGGAUGGGCCUGGUGACAUUGAUGAAAAUUCUCAACCCGAAAGUAGUUUAAUGGUUUCGCCAAAUGAAUAUCAGAGGGAGACAUCCUUUCAGUCUGCGACUGACGACACAUUCAACAUAAUCAAUAAUGACACAGCUGAAAUAAAUGAUGUAUCAGUAGAUGGAAAUAUUGUAGGAGCUAAUGUGGAAAAUGACACUGAAGUUAUAGUGAAAGAUCUCCAACCUAGUGACCUCUUGCAACCAGAAGUUGAGCAAUCAAGUGACUUAUUUAGGAAUAAUAGCGAUGAUGCUGGUGAAACUGGUAAAAUUGAAGGUGAAAUCAAUAGCAAUAUCAAAUUGUCUGAAGAACAUAACAAAUCCACUGGUAUUGCUGCUGACUCGCAUGAAGAACAAGAUGCACAACUAUCAGUGACUGCUGCGGAAGACUCGCAUGAAGAACAAGAUGCACAACUAUCGGUGAAUGCUGUGGGAGACUUGCAUGAAGAACAAGAUGCACAACUAUCAGUGAAUGCUGCGGAAGACUCACAUGAAGAACAAGAUGCACAACUAUCAGUGAAUGCUGCGGAAAACUUUUCCAGCAAGCAUACACCACAUUCUUCGACAAAUACCGUUUCUUCUGUGCAACUCGAUUCUGCUGUUGAAGAUGAUACUACUGGAGAGCCUGUUCAAGAUCAAAGCAAUAAUAACUUGGUUAAACUUGGUUCAUCUGGAAUUGAUACUUCUGCUGACUCACUUGAAGCGCGAGAUGCACAACUAUUAGUGAAGGCUAUAGAAGACCUUGCGAGCAAGUAUACAUCAAAUUCUUUUAUAAAUGCUGAGACUUCUGCCGUUGAAGAUAAUUCAGAUGAAGUGACUAGAGUUACUGCUGUGCCACUGCCUGUUCAAGAUCAAGGAGUUAAUAAUUUGACUAAACUAACUUCACCUGGAACCGAGGCUUCGGUUGACUCUGGUAGCCGGCGCGACAGUUUGGAUGGUAACUGGGGCUCUAGUUCAGUUAUCUCGAUGAUAUCUGAUGCACCAACUGUUCUUGAUGGAGAAACCUUACCAUCAACCGGUCCGCAGGCAUUGACAGAAGCAAGCAAAUCAGAUGUGAACAUCCCACAGGCUGCACCUGCUGAUAGACAGCUAUCUGGAAAAUCAGAAAUGUUUGAGCUGCCAUCUUUCACGACAUUGGUUGAGCCAAGCCAUGUGGCGGACGGUGCCGCAGCGGCUUCUGAAAUCCAGAACCCACAACAGUCAAAUUCCACCUCACAAGCUGCUUGGUUUCCAACUCUAAAUCAGGUUAUCAAUGAGCCUCAAGGCAGAAAGAAGAACGAAGAAACAAUCAGCAAGAUAACAAAACGAAGCAGCAGUAAAGAACACACACCUUUGAAGAGUCUCUUGGGUGAGGCCACUCAUAGCAGCAGCAAGCCAAAAUCACCAAAAAUAGAAGAAAAUAAUAAAGGUUCUGGAUUGACAACUGUUAACUCUAUUCUUGGUCCUGAGUCCCCUUCGGCAGCUCAAACGGAGAAAGAAAAGGCUGCAAAUGAAUGGAACUCUCCAGCAAGAUAUCCUGCAAACAUCAAGAGAGAAAAAAAGAAAUUGAAGAGCAGACCAUUUUGGAUACAGUUGGUUUGUUGCUCAACAGUGGAUCCUCAGCGACGGUAGAAGAAGAAUAGAAGAUUGAUAGUUGCUCUAUGUUCUCUCAUUCAUGUGCUGAUGGAUUCUAGUUAUUAUUUGCUCUCUAUUGUUUUUUUAGUUUAUCUGUCAUAGGUUUUAGGUGAAUAUUUUAACGUGUCCAAUAUUGUUCUUGCUAGGAGUUUCGUUGUAUAUGUUGACCAUCUUCAAUUUUAUUUUUAUCAGUUAUAUAUUUGUGUAAUGUUUCAUCUUA
Trifolium pratense (red clover) is the source of this 3432-nucleotide messenger RNA. RefSeq lists its product as uncharacterized. The transcript has 5 exons. Lineage: Eukaryota; Viridiplantae; Streptophyta; Magnoliopsida; Fabales; Fabaceae. Bases 252 to 3209 code for a protein of 985 amino acids. The record is from RefSeq and is a predicted model, not a curated record.